Dimorphilus gyrociliatus is the source of this 2416-nucleotide messenger RNA. NCBI's taxonomy places the organism in Eukaryota, Metazoa, Annelida, Polychaeta, Dinophilidae. The record is from the annotation of a GenBank genome assembly.
AUAUCCAUUCAAUAUCCUAUUAAGCUGACAAGUUUUAACCAUUUUUACCUUGAAUAUAUCUUCUCUCUCUCUUUCCUCUCGCUCUCCCUUAUUCAGGAAUAUGACGAAAGUUGAAGAUAUCAAAGGUGAACCCCAAAAGUUCGAUCCAACUUUCAAAGGACCAAUUAAGGAUCGAGGAUGUACGGAUAUAAUAUGUUGUUUACUAUUCAUAAUAUUUGUAUUAGGAAUGGUUGCAGUUUCAAUUUUGGGAAAUCCAAAACUUCUUUUAUAUCCAACCGAUUCCGAUGGAAAUUUAUGUGGAUAUAAGUCAGCUACUAGAGAUUUAAGCGAUAAGCCAUAUCUAUUUUAUUUCGAUAUGUUAGCUUGCGCUAAAGUGGGAGCUGGUAUAAGUUUAUCUUCUCUCGUUUCCUUAGGAUGUCCUACAACGCAGAUAUGUGUAGAGCAUUGUCCAAGAAAAGCUUGGUCAUGGAUAGGACAAUAUACAAAAGAAAAGUUUGGCGGAUCAAAAUCUGGACGAAGUGAUAUGAUUUGUAAAAUUCCAAAGGAUAAUAACUUUUAUAAGCAGGUGUGCGUUGAAAAAUGUCCCAGUAAGUAUUGGGCGUGGCCUGUUCAAUAUGGAAAAGAGAAAAUCAACAGCAACGACAAGUCGGGAAGGUCUGACAUGAUUUGCCAUUAUAGCAUUGGUGGUAAUACAGGAGAUGCAAGACUAACUAACGACGAUGUCAAAACUUUGGUAGAAAACGAAAAUUGCGCCCCCUACUAUGUAAAAUCAGAACCACUAAUUGGACGUUGUAUACCAUCAAUUUUUGGGGCCAUAAAAGACAAAGCUGCAACCAUUGUUGGUGACGGACAAGCUAUGGCAGAUGCUGCAAAUAACACUGUCACCUACGGUUAUCUAGAAAAGGGAUCAAAAUAUUUAGCGUUAUUUUUAUCGGCAAAGGAAUAUGGAGUAAAGAUUUAUCAAGAUGUUAGGGCUUCUUGGUGGCUUAUACUGGUAGGAUUAGGAUUAGCUAUGCUUUUAUCUUUCAUUUGGAUUGUUCUUAUGAGAUGGCUUGCUGGUGUUAUCGUUUGGUUAACAAUUCUAUUAUUUGUUGGUCUCUUUGGCUUUGCAACCGGAUAUUGUGGGUAUAGAUAUUGGCAAAUGAAAGAUGAUCCAGAACAUGAAGGAAGUCUUGAAUUUUCAACAAAUUUAUCGUAUUAUACGAAUUUGUCAAAAACUUGGCUAGCUUUGGCAAUCAUUGCUGGAAUAUUUCUUCUCAUCAUCUUAAUUCUUCUAAUUUUCUUGAGGAGUCGUAUAAGGAUAGCUAUUUCUUUAAUUAAAGCCAGUAGCAGAGCUAUCGGAAAUAUGGUAUUCACUUUAUUCUGGCCAAUCAUACCAUUUCUAUUACAGCUUUGUUUAUUUGGCUUCUGGAUUGCUGCAGCUCUAUUUUUGGCAACAAUGGGAUCAGCUAAAUAUGCUGGAGCAACGUUUAAUGGAUCACAAUUCGAUGAUGUGACAAAGGAAUAUACAGUUAAAAUUCAAGAGGCUGUCGGAUGUAAUUCUUCGGCAACUGGAGCGCGCGAAAAAGCCUGUCAUUUCCUUGGUUAUACAGAGCAAUAUACCGUUUAUUUACAAUUUUUCAUGCUAUUCAUGUUGUUUUGGGUUAUGAAUUUUAUAAUUGCUUUGGGUCAAAUGACAUUGGCUGGUUCGUUUGCCUCCUAUUACUGGGCUUUCAAUAAGCCUUCAGAUAUACCAGCUUUCCCUGUUACGGGUUCACUUUUAAGGACAUUACGUUACCAUGUCGGCACACUUGCAUUUGGCUCUCUAAUUAUAGCAAUUAUUCAAAUUAUUCGAGUAUUCCUUGAAUAUCUGGAUCACAAAUUGAAAGGGAAAGAAAAUGCGGUUGCAAAAUUCUUUUUAUGCUGCUUGAAAUGCUUUUUCUGGUGUUUAGAGAAAUUUAUGAAGUUUAUAAAUAAGAAUGCAUACAUUCUGUGCGCAAUUUAUGGAAAGAAUUUCUGUAUUUCUGCGAAAAACGCAUUUUUCCUAAUUAUGAGAAAUGUAGUAAGAGUUGUAGUUGUUGACAAAGUUACUGAUUUUGUCAUGUUUAUCGGAAAGCUUGUGAUUGUUGCUGCAGUAGCUAUUGGAUCUUUCUUUGUCCUUAGUGGAGAUCUUGCUAAAUUGGAUAUACCUCUUGCUUCUAAUAUACCUACUAAUAAGAAUGUUCAAUUUGUACCUAUGAUAAUUAUCAUCAUUGGUUCAUAUGUGAUAGCGGCAGCAUUUUUCAGCGUUUACUCUAUGGCAGUUGAUACGUUAUUCUUAUGCUUCUUGGAAGAUUUGGAAAGGCAUGAUGGAACACCUGAAAAACCAUACUACAUGUCAAAAGAUCUAAUGGAUAUUUUAGGAAAGAAGAAUAAGAUGCCAAAGGAAAAGAAAUAG